AUGAGGCUCUCCUGGGUUCCUCUCCUCUCUCUCCCUCCUCCUCUCUCUCCUCCUCCUCUCUCUCCUCCUCCUCCUCCUCCUCUCUCUCUCUCUCUCCCCUCCUCUCUCUCUCCCCUCCUCUCUCUCUCUCUCUCUCUCUCUCCUCCUCUCUCUCUCCUCCUCUCUCUCUCCCUCCUCUCUCUCUCCCCUCCUCCUCUCUCUCCCUCCUCCUCUCCUCCUCCUCUCUCCCUCCUCCUCUCUCUCUCCCUCCUCCUCCUCUCUCUCUCUCCUCCUCCCCUCUCCUCUCUCUCCCUCCCUCCCCCCCUCUCUCUCCCUCCUCCUCUCCUCUCUCUCUCCCUCCUCCUCUCCUCCUCCUCUCUCCCUCCUUCUCUCCUCCUCUCUCCUCCUUCCUCCUCCUCUCUCCCUCCUCUCCUCCUCUCUCUCUCUCUCUCUCUCUCCUCUCUCUCUCUCUCCUCUCUCUCUCUCCCUCCUCCUCCUAUCUCUACUUUGAUCUAUUGA
Acanthosepion pharaonis is the source of this 498-nucleotide messenger RNA. NCBI's taxonomy places the organism in Eukaryota, Metazoa, Mollusca, Cephalopoda, Sepiida, Sepiidae. The record is from the annotation of a GenBank genome assembly.